Messenger RNA from Cooperia oncophora, 438 nucleotides. Lineage: Eukaryota; Metazoa; Nematoda; Chromadorea; Rhabditida; Trichostrongylidae. The record is from the annotation of a GenBank genome assembly.
AUGGACUACUUCGCCUCAGAUAUAUUGGCAAUGGCGUGGUACAUAACCAUCUCGAAAAUCCGUAAUCAAUUUGCUCGUCAUCAUCGACUCGCCAUCUGCUUUAUGGCCCUUGUCUUUGCGAUGAUCGCCAAGCUACCGAUGUACUUCGAAGUAGAGGUUGUCCCGAAUGGUAACUGUACGGGUAUCACAUCCUUGACGGCCACCGUAAGCGAAUUCAGUGAGACGGAACCGUACAAGACAGCUUAUAAGUUCUGGUUCCGGAGCAUAAUCACAAUCAUUCUGCCUUUCGUCCUGUGUUUCUACCUCAACUUUGGCAUCAUUCGUUUACUUCGUGCUCAGCACCACGGGGCUAAACUCUUCCGUUUUGCCACUUCGGAACAUCGGGUAAGUGAAGUGUUCAUCUGGUCUGAGAAGAAGAAAGCUGUGUUCAGACUCUAG